AUGACCUUCUUUUAUCGAGUAAUGCGUCCCGGUCGUCUCUAUUUGAUGCGCUUUCCAAUUGCUGCGAGUACAAGAGGCACGAGCCGUAUCGCACCGAGUUACGCCCGUGUCGCAAACUUGUCGACCGGUUCGUUUUCGCGAGAAGACGACAAGAAGAACUCGAUACUAGAGCUGUUCCAGCAUGUAGCCGAUGGAAAAGUAUCGCCUCAAGCGGCAGUAGAGCACUGGCGUUCUGUUAGUGCAGCGUAUCGAUCAGUCGAAGACUUUGCCAAGAUCGACACGACCCGAAAAGCUCGUACCGGGUUUCCAGAAGUCGUGUACGCCGAGGGCAAAACGGCCGAACAAGUGGCAGCGAUCAUGAAAGUGAUGAUGGACAAAAGCGACGACAUUGUGAUGGCUUCGCGCGUGACAGCGCAAGCUGCAGAACGACUUCGUGCAUUGAUACCGGAUGAAGACCUGACGUACUACGAGGUGCCUCGAAUCUUGGCGUCAGCAUCUCGAUCAAAGGGUGUAGGAACCAGCGAUACCGACACGGACGAGAAGAAACCCACAGUGUGUGUGCUGUGUGCCGGCACGUCGGAUCUUCCUGUCGCAGAAGAAGCUGCUGUGACUCUCGAGCUUGCACACUACGGCGUCACUCGCCUCUACGACGUGGGCGUGGCUGGAAUCCACCGAUUGCUGCACAACCAGCACAUUGUGCAAGCAUCGGACGUCGCCAUUUGCGUUGCUGGGAUGGACGGUGCUCUCCCUGGUGUAGUGGGAGGUAUCACGUCCGUGCCGGUGAUUGCAGUGCCUACGAGUGUCGGCUACGGUGCAGCGUUCGGUGGACUGGCUCCACUGCUGACAAUGCUCAACGCUUGCUCCCCCGGCGUUGGCGUCGUCAAUAUUGACAAUGGCUUUGGCGCUGCUGUACUAGCCGGUGAGAACGUGUCCAUGUGA
Messenger RNA from Hyaloperonospora brassicae, 939 nucleotides. The record is from the annotation of a GenBank genome assembly. NCBI's taxonomy places the organism in Eukaryota, Oomycota, Peronosporomycetes, Peronosporales, Peronosporaceae.